AUGGAGUAUGAUGGUUAUGUGAAUGGUGGGAACUUAUCUGAUGACUCGGACGACGACGAGCUCAUGUUGGCCUUCGCUGCCUUUAUUCUUGCUGGAUUGGCCUUAUUCGACCCGUACAUCAACUCGGGCCAGCGCCGAAGAAUUCGAGAUAGUGCACAGUCAGGUCCUCAAUAUGUUAUAGAGCUGAUCAACGGCCAUCGAGACAGAAUAUUCGACAACCUUCGAAUGGAAGCUCCCCUUUUCCUCCAAUUGUGUGACUUGUUGGUUCAGAGGGGCUAUUGGGUGGCCCACCCGACACAACGGGUGGGGAUUCAUGAGUCCGUUGCUAUAUGCCUGCUGUGUUUGAGCCAUAAUGAGCGACAUAGGGUGCUUGCCGACAGAUUCCAACAUUCUCCCGAGACAACGGACCGCCAUCUACGCCGCUGCCUUAGAUCUCUCGUUCGAUUGGGACGUGACCUGGUCCGACCGGUAGAUUAUCACACAACCCAUCCAAGAAUACAGAACAGUGCUUUGUUUUGGCCCUGGUUUAAGGAUUGCGUUGGAGCGAUUGACGGAACACACGUUUCGGCCUGGUGUACAGCCGAAGACAGGGAACGGUACCGGAACCGGCAUGGUAGCUUAUCACAAAACGUUCUAGCCGUGUGUGAUCACAACAUGAGAUUUACUUAUGUCAGGGUAGGGUGGGAGGGUAGCGCACAUGAUUCUAGAAUCUUACAAGAAGUCAUACAAGAUCCUAAUUGUGCAUUUCCGUGGCCACCAGCAGGGAAGUAUUACGCGGUGGACGCGGCUUACCAGAAUAUGGCAGGAUUUAUGGCUCCAUUUAAAGGUGCACGCGGAACUGCGCAAGAGCGGGCAGUGAGGACACUCUUCAACAAACGGCAUGCAUCGUUAAGAAACAUUAUAGAACGUACGUUUGGCGUCUUGAAGAAACGAUUUCCAAUACUUAAGGGCCCUAUGCAGAAUUACAUGAUGGCUACUCAAAUUAAUAUUGUACUGGCUUGUAUGGCCUUGCACAACUUCAUGCGAGAGUAUGUUCCAAAUGAUGCAUAUUUUGCUGAAGAAGAAGCAGAUAUAGCAUUGGAAGAUAACAUAAACCCCUUCAACCCAAUGCCCGCAGCACAAGCUCCAGAUAUGUCGGCUGCAGGAAUUGCUGAAUGGAAUGAAAGUAGGAGAGCAAUAGCCGAUAUGAUGUACUAUUAUCAGCACCAGUAG
Coffea arabica (coffee) is the source of this 1212-nucleotide messenger RNA. Its product is annotated as protein ALP1-like. The record is from RefSeq and is a predicted model, not a curated record. NCBI's taxonomy places the organism in Eukaryota, Viridiplantae, Streptophyta, Magnoliopsida, Gentianales, Rubiaceae.